AUUAGCCGAACGUCACAUCUGACGGGGACGUUAAUUUGUGCUCACAAACUAGAUUUCAGUCUUUGGGCAAAGUGUAACGCCUCAAUUUGUUCUCUUUAGGAGAUAAACAGAGUUUAGUUCUGCUGUAUUUGUAGUCCUUCGAUGACAGCAACUCGAUUAUUUCAUUUCCCUUGCGGUAAUCGAUAAAAAUGAAGGAGUUAGUAGAGGAGAUGCCUGAUGAAGGAUAUGGAUGCGCCGUUGCUAAUCGUUUCGGCCGACUGCUGGACGAUGAAUCCGACCCUUUCGACAUCUUAUACGCGGCAGGGGUGGAAAAGAAACCGAAGAAGAAGAAAGAGGAUCCAAAGAAAACGAGUGUCCGAUCAGAAGAGAAGCGCAGCGGCAGUGGAUCUCGUAACUGGGGCUCGAUGAGAGACCAUAUGAGUGAAAUUGAAGAGGGGUCACCUAGUGAAGAGGUCGCUGAAAAUGAGGAGACCCAAGAGGCAGUUGAGACUGAUGGCGAAAACAGACCAUCUGAGACCGAGGAAGUGAUUGAGCUUGCCCUCGAGAUGACACUGGAUGAGUGGAAAGCCCAACAGGAGCAAAGCAGGCCUAAGGUGGAGCUGAAUAUCCGUAAGGCAGACACCUCUGUGCUGUCCAAGGCCGUGGUCAUCCAUAAGUCCAAAUUCCUUCAGAAACAUCAUAAUGGCUUGGAUGAAGAGGAUGUGGUUUUCCGCCGCCCGGCCAAUGACAUCACUUGUCAACUGGAGAUCAACUUUGGCAGCCUGGCUCGGCCCUCUCGUGGUGGGAGGGGAGGACGAGGUGGUCGUGGCCGUGGGGCUCCAUCCAUGCCAUCCCAAAGAUCUCCACAAAAACUUGAAUCUGCUCCAAACCCAGAUGAUCCAGAAGAUUUCCCUGCACUGGCCUAGAGCUCCUCUGGAGGUAUAGAGUGAGGAUCAAACUGUUCUGCAACCCAUGUUGGUAACUCUGAAAUGGGCAAUGUGCACUUAAAAUGAACAAAAAUAAAGCAUGCAUAAAGUUGGUCCUUUGCAGUUGUCAUCGUGUAUAGUUCUGUAAUUUUUGCACUUGUUUGGGUUUACUAUUUUAAGAGGAUGGAGCAGUAGUUCGUUCUAAAAUAAAGCAUGCUGUUAAAGGCA
This is a messenger RNA of Sinocyclocheilus grahami, 1133 nucleotides long. RefSeq names its product plasminogen activator inhibitor 1 RNA-binding protein. The record is from RefSeq and is a predicted model, not a curated record. The transcript has 6 exons. The coding region runs from base 189 to 905 and encodes 238 amino acids. Lineage: Eukaryota; Metazoa; Chordata; Actinopteri; Cypriniformes; Cyprinidae. Gene Ontology annotation, molecular function: RNA binding. Gene Ontology annotation, biological process: positive regulation of RNA splicing; positive regulation of translational initiation. Gene Ontology annotation, cellular component: nucleus; cytoplasm.